Doryrhamphus excisus (bluestripe pipefish) is the source of this 1568-nucleotide messenger RNA. RefSeq lists its product as uncharacterized. The record is from RefSeq and is a predicted model, not a curated record. NCBI's taxonomy places the organism in Eukaryota, Metazoa, Chordata, Actinopteri, Syngnathiformes, Syngnathidae.
GAUAGCUCUUGAAAAAAAAAAGAAGACAGAGGUUUUGUGUUCUGGGUCGCUUUUCGGCUGCAGGUCCUGGUCCCCCGUGACUAAGGGGGAGGUCUAAGUUUACGGCUCAGCUUGUUUCUGUAGGCGAUUUGUUUUGGUUGAAAGUCAACUGCAGCAGGCAGACAAAGGAGAGAAAUAGAAGCUAGAGAGGCCCGCUGGAUGAUCCAUGAGCUACUAAACAAGUCAACAUGGGCCAGCUGCUGUCAUCAGAAGAAGACCUCUCCGGAGCAAAACACGCCAUUGGCUCACUGCUAUACCGGACUAUGCUAGAAGGUGGAGCCAUACCUGACCUAGGUGUGGUGCACCCGCUGCUGCUCACCAAUCAGGAUGAGGAAUACAGGUCCCGCCUCCAGGAACAACUACUGCAGAUGCAGGGUGACAUUGGCAAAAAGGCGCCCACCUACCUGAGGGAUCUGAUUGGACGGCUGUCUUCAUUCUCAGAUGAGCCCCGCCUGGCCGGCCUGCUGGGAUUGGCGGUUACCAUGGUGAUGGACAUGCUCUACAUGUCAUCCAAGCAGUUGUCCCCUGGGGGGAAAGUAAAGGCAGCGGGGUCAUCAUCACGCCAGCAGAGGGUGUGGGAGCUCCAGGAGGUCAUGGAGGAGUACUUGAAGCGCUGCAGGAUCAACCUGAGCGAUAAGACUCGACUGUACCAGGACUCUUUGAGACUGGAGGGCCAGCUCAGUCUCACCCUGACCCAGCUGAAGACCUGUCUGCUUGGGGGGGAAUGUGACUCCAGGUCUUUGAGGUUCUGGGCCAGCGGAGCAGCAUUCCACACCCAAAUGUUGGUUCACCUGGCGAGAAUGGAGGGGCGGGAAGAACCCGUGGCGGCAAGGGCUGUGCUGGAGCAAUACAAGGAGGAUCUGGCACAGAUUGUACCUGCUUUCAGGCGUUACAAGUCAAACACAGUGGAUGUUGUGAAAAGUCGAGGUGGUCUCCCCCUGCCGUGCGAGGGACCCGAGGAAGGAGCCAUGACCGGAAUCAUGCUGACUGACAGGGAGUCGGGAAAGAGCGUGAGCAUCACGCUCGCCGCCAUGCAGGCCGAGAUAGCUUCUUUAUCCCCAUCUCUGAACCUGGACCUGGUCACCUCGGAUCAGUACGCCCAGGCCUUUGUGGAACAGCUCUUCUCCGAAGCAGGACCCGUAGCAGAGCUCAAGAACUACUUCAACAACGUCAGCGCUAAGCUAAACGUGCUCAGAACCGGACCUCCAGGUUGUGACCGCAAAGAGACGGGACAGUGUCCAGACGUGUUGGCUGAGGGAAUGCAUGAAGGACAGGCAUCAGAAGUAGGCCGGAGAGAUGAAGAUUUGAAGUUGAGUAUUGUAGAAACAGAGAAGAUGUAAUACCCCAGAAGUUCUAAUAUUAUACAGUACUAGAAUAAUACUUUACCAAACUGACACUUGAUUACAUUGUCAUCCAUCAUCCAUUCCAGAUAACCAGAUUUAACAAAUACUUAUUUUAUAUCAUUUGGAUUAAAUGGUACAUACUUAAUAGGGGUGCUUUUUCUGUUUUGGAAUAAAACUGCUCUAUGC